Molecule: messenger RNA, 3068 nt
Organism: Paramacrobiotus metropolitanus
Lineage: Eukaryota; Metazoa; Tardigrada; Eutardigrada; Parachela; Macrobiotidae
Product: pyridine nucleotide-disulfide oxidoreductase domain-containing protein 2-like
Exons: 12
Coding region: 1211-2842 (543 amino acids)
Molecular function (GO): oxidoreductase activity
Source: RefSeq, a predicted model, not a curated record
CCGAUAAUCACAAAGGGAAACCACAAUUUUUCGUUCACUAUUAUUAUGAUAUAUGAAAUAUAACUUAUUAUCAGUGUUCGUCGAACUUAUUUUGCUGAAUUGAACAAAAAAUUGGUUCGCCCGUUUAGAACACUUCUAAGAGCAUGUCUUCGGCAACAACGAAUGAGUCCUUUUUUGAUGGUGAAACCGAGUCCGAGAAUCUCCUGGCCCUCCUUUCUCCCGUCGGGAAAGCAGUGCAGAGUGCUUGGAAGGAAGCAGUUCAAAAAGGCCUUGUGCGAGCUGCAGCGGAGGACACUUCCACCGUACUAAGAACUAUUAUCGAGGCACACAGAAUGGAGGGAGCGCAGCCGUCGGAGAUGACCAUGACCAUGAAUAUUGAGGGUGACCUUAUGGGCUAUGCCGCAUCGGUUGGCCCUGGCAGGCGAGUGCUUCCCGAAGCUCCGAGUUCGAAAUCUACGGUGAACGGUGUGACUGCUGUCAUUGGCAACACCCGAGUGCGUUUUGGUGACGGAACAGACGCAUUGCUCCGAGUAAAGGGCACCGUAACCCUUGUGAUUGACGAUGAGGCGGAAGAUUUCGGUACGGACUUUGAUCUGAUGCAGCUGGACGAAGGCGUUGUAGAUCAGGAAUCCGAUGUAGAAGAAGGGGAAUCCCAGCAGGAGCCAGUUGUCACCUGAUCAGAUAAACAGUCCUGCAUUUGUACCGGCAUAAUUGAUUUCUCUCCGGCUUUUUGUUUGUAUGACAUUUUUCCAAAUUUUUUUUGCAUUCGUUGAUACGGGAACCGGGACUAUGGUAUAAAUCGGUUAAAAAAUUUUUUAUGCAAAACGCUUGUGCGUUUGAUAAUGAAUAUAAGAUAAGUGCAAUGGUAGAUUUGUGAUAGCUGAGAUUGCAUCUGAAUGAGUCCGGUCACUAAAAGUUGGACAUUCGCUAUCGUUUCCACAGCUUGUUUUUACACGUGCGUGGUUGUGCUUAUCGAAUAGCAAUCUUUGCGAUUUUGUGUGUGAUUUUGUAUGUGAAUUAGGAAGGCAUCCAAGUUCUGCCAAGAACUUCGCAGUGUGAUGGAAACAUUUCAAGUAAAACCUUUCGAAUGUGAAUUUCUUUUACUAACUUAGAAUAAAAACUGUCUUGCGCUAAUGUUCUACUGUUUCACAAGGUUCUGUUGACUUCCAAUCUGAUUUUUCGAUAUACCUCUUAUCAUAAAACUUUUGCCAUGUUGCGAAAACGAAAAGCCUUGAGUGAUUUAAAAAAGCGAUAUGAUGCGGUUGUGGUUGGUGGUGGCCACAAUGGAUUGGUUGCGGCGUGUUACUUGAGAAAUGCCGGACUGGACGUGGCAGUUCUGGAACAGCGGCCAGUAAUUGGAGGUGCUGCAGUCACAGAGGAAAUUGUUCCCGGAUUCAAAUUUUCCAGAGCAUCAUACUUACUGAGUCUUCUCCGUCCCGUUGUAUAUAAUGAUUUGGAUUUGAAGAAACAUGGCUUAAAACUUCACUUCCGCAAUCCAUAUUCCUUCACGCCGAUGAAAGGGUCCACACAAUCGUUGCUGUUAGGAACAAACCAUCAAGAAAAUCAUGCACAAAUAUCCAAAUUUUCCGCCAAGGAUGCUGACAAUUUUAUCCGUUACGAAGCUUUACUGAAUCAGAUUGUCGAUGCCAUCGAUCCGUUAUUCGAUAUUCCGCCACCAAGCUUUGCCGGUCGGAACAGAAGGAAAGAAAACUAUUCCAGCUUUAAACAAGUGGCUAAAACAGCGUACUCCCUUCGAAAAGUCUUUCCGGAGACAUACGAAUUACUGACAGCACCCAUUUCUAAAGUAUUAAAAAACUGGUUCGAAAGCGAACCUCUGCGGGCUACACUGGCCACCGAUGGACUAAUCGGCAGCAGUCUGGGUCCGCACUGCGCCGGUACCGGCUACGUUCUGCUGCACCACGUCAUGGGUCGUCUGGAGAACCGCCCAGGGGCGUGGGCCUAUGUCGAAGGGGGCAUGGGUGCUGUCUCGGAGACUAUCGGCAACGUCCUGGAAGCGCGCGGUGGACAUAUUUUCACCAAUGCAAAGGUCACCGAGAUCGCCACAUCAGCGGAUGGUGUCCGUGGCAUCCGAUUGGCAACGGGCGAAGAGAUUCAGGCGCCAGUGAUCUUGAGUAACGCCACAGUCCGGAAGACAUUCCAGGAAUUCCUGCCCAACGCGUCCAUUGAUAGUAGCUUGCGGACGCAAGUGGACAAUAUUGACUACGCCUCGCCGGUUGUCAAAAUCAACGUAGCGCUGUCCCGCAUCCCGGAUUUUUCCAAGGCGGGCAAUAAAGUUCUGCCGCAUCAUCAGUGCUCAAUUCAUUUGAACUGCGAAUCCAUUGAUAUCUUGGAUGAUGCUUAUAAAGAUUUCGUUAAUGGAAAACCGUCGAAAAAGCCCAUGAUCGAGAUGGUCAUCCCGUCCAGUUUGGAUCAUACCAUAUCGCCGCCCGGUGCGCAUGUGGCGUUACUCUUCGUGCAGUAUUUGCCUUAUGGAAUCAGUGCGGCUUGGUCGGAAACUGACCGCAACAACUUUGCAAAAGAAGUUUUUAAGCAAAUCGAUGACUAUGCGCCCGGUUUUACAACAUCCGUUCUGGGAUAUGAAGUUCUGACACCUCACAUUUUGGAGCAGACCUUUGGAUUGACCGGAGGAAAUAUAUUCCAUGGAAGUCUGAACUGGGAUCAGCUGUUUUUCAGUAGACCUCUUGCAAAGAUGACUGGCUACCGAACGCCGGUUAAAGGGCUUUAUUUAUGCGGAAGCGGUUGUCAUCCAGGCGGAGGCGUAACUGGAGCACCCGGACGGCUGUCGGCGCAGGCUGUUCUGAAUGACCUCAAGAAAAAGUGAAAGGAGCGUUUACUUGGGCAAUAACAGGGGCAAUAACAGGGGCAAUAACAGUUGUUUUUGACCUUUAGCAGGGAUGAAAGUUAAGACUGUGGGGCUCUUUGUGGCCUUUAAUUUUUGCUCCGUUUCUGCCCAUUAUCUAUGAUUAUUCAUGGCAUGGAAUGCUGCAUAAGACGCUCAGAAUAAAGCUUGUGUAUGAGGGAAUUGCACGGUCCCAGAACGCUAACUA